CGAGCCUUCCUUCAUCCUUCUUCCACAUCUUCGGAAACAACGUUUCACACCAGUAUAGGCCUCGGAGUCGUUGCUAAAUAACACCGAUAGGGCCUAAGAAUAGCUGAAUCCUAAAAUUAUUCUUCCUACCUUUGACUGAGUACCAAUCGGCACCCUCGCAACAGUCAGCAUGCCGGCACUGCCACUUGCAACACCAGUGUCCAGCCCCGACCAGCGUCCCAAUGGACGAAUGGCAGCUUGCGAUCCAUGCCGCUCGCGCAAGGUGGCAUGCGAUCAUCGUCACCCAGUAUGCACCCGAUGUCUCAAGAGGAACCAGGAGAACGACUGCAAGUACUCGGCUUCCGUGGUGAGGCCGUCAUCCCAGUCAAGAGCUUCUGCAAAGCGCCAAAACCGGUCCACGCCGGGUUCCUAUUCUAUAUAUGACACCAGUAUCGACAGUGAAGCCAGAGAAGAGGCUACCCGCCGAGUCCACCGUACAUCUCGGGGUUCCACGCCGAGCUAUAGCACUCCCACCGUCCGCACUGGACGUGACCAGUGGUAUGUGCUUGAGGAGUCGCGCAACAGUUUGCUUCUUAUUGGAGAGUCAAAUGCAGACGUGGAUGAUCCUGAACUGAGGAACUUGCCUGAGAAUUCGUUCCAGACAAUGCCUGCUCCGCUGCGUGAUACCUGUAUACGGGUGCUCAAGUGUCUACCAGGCAGAUCAAACCAGCUAUUGGUCUUUCACAGAGCCGAGGAUCCGGUCAUUAACUGGCUGAGUGUUAUAACAGCUCGCACUAUUGACACCCUGAAUGAACUAACACAGGAGUUGGGCAGCGAGGGAGAUGAUGGCCUGGAUCUGAUUGCUCAGCGGCUCUGCACCAACACGGCACGCCCAGUUCGUUCGGAUUGCCCAACUGCAUCGGUUUGGAUGGAUCAGUUUUCUGGGGACAAUAUCCGAUGGGAGUCUAUUGCCCUUCUCUGGGUGUAUGUGGAACACAUGUCGGAUCUCUAUACGUGCCACCUCCCGCAUAAGCUCAUCACCUGGAGACCGGGCAAAGGAUCUCUCGAAACAGCGUGUGCCAAGCUCGAGCAGUGUAUUCAAAUCACACGGCACUUUACAGAAGGAAACGAUGUCUUGUUGAACCUGUAUCUGCAAAAGUCGAGAGCCAAUUCUCUAAUUGAAGGCGAUGCUGCAAUGUCUACGUGGGAGACUUAUAGCACCGCCGUAGCUAUGUCAACAUAUUUAGGGCUACAUAAACUGCCCUCAGAUCCUUCAUACCGCCCGACAUUUUGCUCCGAACUUCGACGUCGUCUCGCAUGCCAAGUGUUUCUCAGCGAUAAGUUAGGUGUAUCCUUUACCGGAACACCGCCGCUCCUCAGCCAUCGCUACUUUACUAGCCCACUGCCGCUGGACAUAACGGAUGCCGAGCUGUUAACUGACGAUCCAUCCACUCUAAUCCAGGUGCAUCAACGUUUGGAUAAGCACGGCUGGAAUCCAGAGGGUUCUCUGAGCACCGCGGCUGCGCUGCGAGUCCGGGUGCAAAUAGCAUUUCUUCGCGACGAAAUCAUGGAAAUGGCUCUGGGUACAACGCCAUAUGUCAGGAUCGAUUGUAUUCUUGAUAUUCGCCGCCGGCAAGAGGAACUGUUUAUGACCCUACCACCGUGUGUAUCCUACAGUGAGAACGAUACACUGACAAACGGGGUAGAUUUUAUCACGAUAUACAUCAAGACAAUCAUUUACCUGGAGCACUUGCAAAACUUAUUCCUCAUUGACCGGUUGCUGCUAAAGAACAACUACACAGAGGUUGGCGAUCUGCUUCUCACCAGUUUCACAAUGGUGUCUGUCGUGCUUGAUUUUUGGAUGUGCAAGGACUUGUACAUCAACUUGAUUGUGCAGAGAAAUCAUCAAUGGCUAGUCCUCGCCUACGCGGGUCUAGCCAGUGGUAUUCUCUGUCAAGAGAUCUUGUUACCGAGCUUCGAUGGUGUUCAUCCAAAGCAUAGUCAUAUCAGCCACUCGACCAUUAUCCAGAAUCUCAGCAUCCUCGUUGCAUUCCUCAAGGGCAUCACAAACACCGCCGACGCCGACCUCUGCGCCCACUGCCGCAUCAGCAUCCAGCGUGUACUUGACCACCACCUCAACAACCAGCUAAACAAGAAAUCUCCCAAUGUUACAAAUCCGGCGGAAUUAAAUUUGGGAUCUGUGGAGCAGCCCGAUUUUCAAUUUGAAAUCCUCGACACCUUUGACUGGAUGCGACCAGAUGCGCAGUAGGCGGUCUGACCUCGGCUACAGUGCUGUGAAGUUCGGGCACGGUGUGCGCACUGUCCGAGACCUCAACAUGGCGUUCAACCGAAAGGAGUUUUAUAGUACCUCCCACAUGACUCACAUGAUUGGAUAUUAGUUGCUUAUGAAUAAAAAAGGAUUAUAGUUUCCAG
[Torrubiella] hemipterigena is the source of this 2412-nucleotide messenger RNA. Lineage: Eukaryota; Fungi; Ascomycota; Sordariomycetes; Hypocreales; Clavicipitaceae. The record is from the annotation of a GenBank genome assembly.